AUGACCAUACCUCAACCCACCAGGCCAUCCCCAACCCACCAGGCCAUCCCAACUCCACCAGAGCGAUCCCAACGCAAAGCACCAGGUCAACCCCGAAACCAUCAGCAUCGGCCAACGCCACCAGGUUCCAACAACAAACACCAACCAGGAAACCCCCCACACGCGACCUUUCCACCAUUACCAAUAGCCAUUGAUGCACUUUUUCUGUCGGUCAUCUGGUGUUGGACACCCCAUCUAGACCACACUCCGACGAACCCACCAUCCGCAGGCCGCCACACCCCGAACCCUGACGAGCCUCCAAAAGCACUCAUCACCCACACGCCAGCCACACAGAAGCGACAGAAACCGACCCAGGAAGAAGCCGAUUCCACGCCCGCCUGGGCCUCAACAAGUCCCUCCAAUAAAAACAAACAUUUAGUCCAUCUUUCUUGUGCACCUCAAGACAGGAACCGCGACACGAGAGUCGGCGAAGGGUCUUGCCCAACGCGGUCCAACUGCCUGCCUUCGCGAUUUACAGUUGCCUCGGACGAGCAAAGAACACAAGGACAGGUAAGCAUUCUGGCUUAUAUAUGCGCGACGUGUCCAGAUCCCGUGGCAGUCGUCCGCGUCCACCUGACCUUCGACCAGGACUUCGCUAUGAGAGUGCAGUAUAUAGUGUUCCUGGCCCUGAUGGCCACGGCUUCGGCUAAAGCCUGGUACCUCGUCUCCUUCGCCGACAACAACCUCGAAUUCAAGCCAGUGAGCAACCCUUGGCAACCCGCAGUCGCCGACUUCGAAAAUCCAUCUAAGAAGAGUCAAACGACGAAAACGGACGAAGGCGAUGUUCAAAAGCGGAGAGAGGAAAUGAGACGUCUUUUGCACCGGUUUGAUUGGAGCGACGAAAACUCGAUGAGCGACGAGGAUUCGAACAGUUAUGGCGGCUAGGACUCUGGACUGUUCUCCGGCCACGGCUUCGGCUUCAUUCGUUCCUCGUUACCUACGCAAGGGACUCGGAUGAAGAAUAAAGGCUUUGAGAAGAAUUUUUGAAGAUUUAUCAUUAACUUCUUAGCUUUAGGAUUAUGUAGAUGUUAAGAAGGGAAACAAAGGGUUCAGAAUGAAGAACAGGAUAGAGGAUGUCUUAGAGAAGAAAAACAUUAUGGAUGAUAAUAUAAAUACAUCUAUAUCUAUA
Molecule: messenger RNA, 1168 nt
Organism: Penaeus vannamei (Pacific white shrimp)
Lineage: Eukaryota; Metazoa; Arthropoda; Malacostraca; Decapoda; Penaeidae
Source: RefSeq, a predicted model, not a curated record